GCAGAAUCCCGGCACUAACGGACCCAAUCUUGCAGAUCAUCUGCACGCCGAUAGCCGGGACGCGCGAUGAGACGCAGCGCUCCACAGAAUUCGUCUGGAUUGGGUUUGUUCUUCUCCAGACUAUGUACAUGUUUGCGACAUGUCGUCUCCUGCUAUGAAACCCCCCACAAUGCACCCAGCUAACAGCUGGUGUUGCCGCCUUGCGCCUGCCUUGCUGCCGCCCACAGACUUGCGCCAUUCCUGGUAGCGAUGCGCGUUUGUGCAACCACAAGAUGCAGGUCAUGCACCUCAACACGUAUCGCAGCGCGAAGGCCAACCCGGGACAGGUGCGUACGAUAUUUGGGCACGAAUUUGAUUGCGCGCGGUCAUCCAUCAUCUUCUUUCUCCACCCUCUCGUGUCUGCUACUUCCGAUCCUUCACCCCAAACGUCUCCCUAUCAUGCAUAGCGAGUACGAUCUCUGUAACUGUAUACCAUGCCUUGUCUUCGACCUCGGAGGGUACGUUGAUCCCGACGAAGGCGACGCAGUGCACAAACGACUCGCUCAGCGUGGGUUCACCUUACCCGAGCGCAAGGGCUUGAGCGAAGAAUGGGACUGGCAUAACAUUGAAAACGAGGCCGAAGUACGUCGGCAGACACGUCAUUUCCAUCUUUACGGCCACCAACUCAAGUGCACGCGGAUAAAGGGUGUCAGCCUGCAUCCUCAUUCCACUCCCAGGCCUGAUGUCUCGGCCGCAGACUGGGCCCGUUUGUUCAGCGCCGCAGCGCAUACGUACGAUUGCGCGAUCCUUGCCGACAAGAAGGUCCGGCAGACGGUGAAAAAGACCGUCCGUCGACUGUCCCGCACCCGUCCAGGAUCCGCGCUUGCUGAAGUAUACACAAUCAACGACGAAAGAAGCGAAUUUCCUACUCAGCAGCCAAAGACCUCCGUGCCGUCUGCGCUCUGUCAGCCCCUCGUUGCGCCCAUUACCUGUCAGCGCACGCACAGUCCGAACCCGAAACAGCUUAUAGCCGCUGACAGCGCUUCCUUCCUUGUCCAGCUCGGAAGUAGCGCGAGUCAGCGCAAGUACACCGACAUAUUGCUGAAUAGAUUGAACGGAAACCAUCAGCCCCGGAACAUGCACAGCAGUAUCAAGCAAGGCUAUUCCCCUUACAAAGUUGUCAAACGCGACGUAAACCCGAAGACACUUAGCUCUGGUAACCUGCUCAAUCACCCUUGCCGUCAUCGGCAAACUCCCGCGCCGCGUCACCAGUAAGCAAUUCACGGUACCCAACAUAGCAGCUCAAGCACCUCGUCUCACUACGACCAUGACGGCAAGCUCAUGAGAGCCGACAUUCUCCG
Baudoinia panamericana UAMH 10762 is the source of this 1340-nucleotide messenger RNA. RefSeq lists its product as uncharacterized. The record is from RefSeq and is a predicted model, not a curated record. Lineage: Eukaryota; Fungi; Ascomycota; Dothideomycetes; Mycosphaerellales; Teratosphaeriaceae. The transcript has a single exon. Bases 250 to 1254 code for a protein of 334 amino acids.